UUGACAUUAAGAAAUUGGCGCGAUUUAUUUUAUUUUGAUAUUAUAUCUCAUAUCGUUAGAAAAUCUAAGCUGAAAAUAAAUAUUUAUUGUUAUUUUGUUAGAAAUAAAUAACUGAUAUGGGCGAGGUGCAACAACUACGAGCAGAAAUUACUUCAACGUUUAAACUAAAUGGUUUUAUUUUACGAAGAGAGGCGGGAACAUUUUUGGCUGAGGAGCUCCUUCUUUUACCACCACAAGAACGUAAUUCCAUCCUCGAGAAGUUGUCAGCUCAUUUACUUCAUCAGUGUAUAUCGCAGCCAAUUUUAGAGAAGGAACAGAUAGAAAUAGCCUUUAAAGAGUGUUCGACAGCUGGAUUAGAGGAAAACGAAACUGUUCUAAAUGUAAUAGACGCAUUCACAGUCCCGAAGCUAUGCUACGACUAUGAACUCAAGAAAUUCGUGAAAGAUGUUACGAACGUGAAAUGUUUACUACCUGAUCCUAAGUGGAAGUCUCGCUUCAUGAUAGACAGGUACACAGUGAUAUGGCAGAGAACACUAAGGAACAAACUGUUCACUUUAGACAAAGUGCAUUCUUCUGAAAUUGAGAAACGGUUUCAGUUACGUAGAAUUGAGUAUUUACUAAGUUGUUCUAGUAGAGUCAAUGAUGUAGUUGUUCUGGGCCUGCUUACACAGGUUAUUGAGAGGCAGUACCAUUUAGAAGACCCUACAGGCUCAGUGCUACUGGAUAUAUCCAAUGUGAGGUACCACUCCGGCCUGUUUACAGAAGGCAGUUAUGUUUUAGCUGAAGGUUACUUUGAAGACAAGAUACUAUAUGUCACUGGUCUUGUCCAGCCCCCAGUAGAGACCAGAGAAGAGUCUGCCCCAUAUUUUGGUAAUCUUAAUACCUUUGGAGGGAAGUCACGGACUUCUCUAAAGAAUUCCAAAGCUCUUUUAAAAAUUGAGAAUGAAAAUAGAGAUGGAGUGAUUGUGUUUGUAUCUGAUGUAUGGUUGGACAGUCCCAAAGUGAUGGACAGACUAAAGAAACUUUUUGCCGGCUUUGAUGACUAUCCCCCUAUAGCUAUUGUACUCAUUGGUGAAUUUUUAUCAUGUCCAUACACUUAUAAGUUCCACAUGCACCUGAAAAAUGGAUUAAAUACAUUAGCAGACACAAUAUGCCAAUUUAAAAAUUUGCGUGAGUACUGCAAGUUUGUGUUCGUGCCAGGGAAGUCUGAUCCUGCUGCAGCAAAUGCAUUGCCGAGACCACCACUGCCAAAGUAUCUAACUGAUACAAUACAAAGGAAACUUGGUGACAGUGCCAUAUUUACCACAAACCCAUGUCGGAUACAAUAUUGUACGCAAGAAAUUGUUGUAUUUAGACAGGAUUUGGUGAUGAAGUUAUGUAGGAAUACAUUACACUUUCCUGAUAGUGGGGACAUUCCAGAUCAUUUGACAAAAACUUUACUCAGUCAGUGUUGUUUAACACCAAUGUCCUUGGGUGUGCAACCAGUAUUCUGGAGACAUGCCAGUGGGUUAAACCUAUAUCCCUUACCGGACUUAGUGGUAGUAGCUGAUCAUUUCCAACCCUUUGUAAGGAGUUACAAGGAGUGUCAAGUUAUCAACCCUGGUUCAUUCCCUCGUACAGAGUUUACUUUUAAUGUCUAUGUUCCUGCUUCUAGAACAGUUGAAGAGUCACAGAUACCUAAUGAUGAUGAUGAUGUAUCAUGAUUUUGAUUUCUUUUAGAUAUUUUUUAUUAAAUGCUAAUUAAGUAUCAAUGAAAACAUAACAUAUUUAAUACAAAGGUUUGAAAUAAGUGGGAUGAUAAUUAUUUU
Spodoptera exigua (beet armyworm) is the source of this 1808-nucleotide messenger RNA. Lineage: Eukaryota; Metazoa; Arthropoda; Insecta; Lepidoptera; Noctuidae. The record is from the annotation of a GenBank genome assembly.